AUGACCGGUGGGCCUUUCUCGUGCUGGAACUCGACUCCCUACGUUGAGAGCCUUUGCUUAAACCUGACAAAUGCGGACAUUCAGUCGCAGAUAGAGGUCCAAGUGAGUCUUGCUUGCAGUCGCCUCUGUCCCCUCGGUGGGUCGCUGGACCCUACCUGCUUCUUACCUCCCACAAAUUUUCAACAAGCAGGCAGCCGCACGCUUACCAUCUACCCGUUCACAGCUGUUGGCACAGGUCUCAUCUCUGGAGGGCAACUGCAACCCAUGUUUAUCCUGCUCCACCCUCUCGUCCGCCACGCGACCGUGGAGUUUACCUACGUCUUCCAGAUGACCCAGGCGGCACCGUUCUUCUUUGGGCUGUAUGACUCAGCAUCUGGACGCAGGAACCAGGACAAAGCUUACACGGCUGUCGUGAAUCAACACGAGCACGUAAAGCAUUUCUUCGCCCCUGACGAGAAGGUGCUCUUGUCUCCCGUUGACAUUAUUCGCGCCGCUGGGCGUGAGUGGAACGUUGAGACCCUGAUGCUUGGCGCAGAGUUCUAUGCCGAAGUCAACUGCUACAGCGAUGGUUAUGAUCUUUCCGCUUCGAUGGACUGGUCAAACUUCACAUACGUGGCGCCCACGCCGGAUGUUCCUCUCUGCAUCAUGACUGUCGAGCAGCUGCAGGGUGCCGCAGUCAGCUCGACUAUGGACGGCAUUAACGAUGUCAUUCUCUCGCAAUCGAGGUUUCGCAUCGACACUGGCAGAGGAAGCAGCCACCACCGGAUGCCCUCAGUCUCUGCCAUACUACUCAAUCUGAUCUCCCUCUUCGUUCUGCUCAAGGUACCUCAAGCGGUUACCAUGCUCUUCGCUCACAUGUGCUUGGGCUCCUUGUCGAAAGUCUACAAGCGAGCAUCUGAAGAG
Messenger RNA from Symbiodinium pilosum, 903 nucleotides. Lineage: Eukaryota; Dinophyceae; Suessiales; Symbiodiniaceae. The record is from the annotation of a GenBank genome assembly.